Molecule: messenger RNA, 573 nt
Organism: Haliotis rubra (blacklip abalone)
Lineage: Eukaryota; Metazoa; Mollusca; Gastropoda; Lepetellida; Haliotidae
Exons: 2
Coding region: 1-573 (190 amino acids)
Source: RefSeq, a predicted model, not a curated record
AUGGGGCUUACUGAGAUGGACCAAACAACUACUGAGAUGGACCAAACAACUACUGAGAUGGACCAAACCACGCAACGAACGAUCACGCAUGUGGAUGCAGACGAGACUUCUUCGCCAGUGAUUGUUAACUAUUCGGAUGAGGUGACUUUUGUUCCUUCAGAUGUAACUCCUUCGCCAGCGAACGAUCAACAUGUGGAGGCAGACGAGACUUCUUCGCCAGUGAUUGUUAACUAUUCGGGUGAGGUGACUUCUGUUCCUUCAGAUGAAACUCCCUCGCCAGCGAACGAUAACUAUUCGCGUGCAGAUGAAACCACUUCGCCACCGAUUGUUAACUAUACGCGUGAGGACGAGACUUCUUCGCCAGCAAACGACAACUCUGGGACAACAUACAACAUCGUAGACGGUGCAGACAGCACCCCUCGGGCGACAGAGAGCCAGGUCUGUAGAGAAUAUAAUAUCCCUGUAAUGAGCGAGAAGGAACUGGGGGCCGUUCUGGCAGCUAUCGCAAAGAGUUGGCCGUGGACAAAAGGAGAACCUGUCCAGCCGUGUUCGGAAGAAGGUCAGUGCCCAUGA